Clupea harengus (Atlantic herring) is the source of this 3463-nucleotide messenger RNA. RefSeq names its product kinesin family member 17 (gene kif17). Gene Ontology annotation, biological process: microtubule-based movement. Gene Ontology annotation, molecular function: ATP binding; microtubule motor activity; microtubule binding. The record is from RefSeq and is a predicted model, not a curated record. Lineage: Eukaryota; Metazoa; Chordata; Actinopteri; Clupeiformes; Clupeidae.
UACAAGGAACCUGUCCCUCUGUGGCUAGGUUUAUAGAACGAGCUGAUAAUGAUGUUUGUCUAAACUCACUUUUAUGAGGACACGACCUCGGAAUACCAGAGCCUGAAGACCGCAAGCGGUUAGCUACAGUGAAAAGGGGAUGCUUCGUCUGAGGUCGGGUCAAAUAAAUAGGACCGCUAAUGACAUCUAUUUUCCACAGCUUUCCAUCUUAGUUACUUUGUUAGCAAGCUAGCUCGCUUAAUGGCUCUGCAGGUGCCAUGGCCGUAGCUGAAGUAGCCUACGGUCAGUCCGGCAGCAAGACCAUUUGCUUGGUCAGUCCAUACAUUGUAGUGGAUUCUUGAUAUACAGACAUAUAUAAACAUAUAGUUUGAUUUCCCUUGGAUUAUAUACAUAUUACCUUUGCAUAAUGGCAUCAGAAUCGGUGAAAGUUGUGGUUAGAUGUCGUCCAAUGAAUGACAGAGAGAAGGCACUGAACUCUAAAAUGAUUGUUUCAAUUGAGACAAGUCUGUGUCAGUGCUUUAUCGAGAAGCCAGGAGCCUCCAGCGAGCCACCUAAGCAGUUCACGUUUGAUGGAACUUAUUUCAUCGACCAAACCACGGAGCAAAUGUACAACGAGAUUGCCUAUCCUUUGGUAGAAGGAGUGACUGAAGGUUAUAAUGGGACUAUAUUUGCUUAUGGCCAAACUGGCAGUGGAAAAUCCUACACCAUGCAGGGGGUAGUGGAACCCUCUUCCCAGAGAGGGGUCAUUCCCAGAGCGUUUGAGCACGUCUUUGAGACAAUCCAGUGUGCGGAAAACACCAAGUUCCUUGUCAGGGCAUCCUACCUGGAGAUCUACAAUGAAGAAAUCCGGGACCUUCUGGGAAAAGACACUAAGCAGAAAAUGGAACUUAAAGAGCACCCAGAGCAUGGUGUGUACGUGCGAGACCUGUCCAUGCACACGGUGCACAGCGUGGCAGAGUGUGAGCGCAUCAUGGCACAGGGCUGGGGUAACCGCUCGGUGGGCUACACCCUCAUGAACAAGGACUCGUCCCGCUCCCACUCAAUCUUCACCAUCCACCUAGAGAUCUGCAACACUGACGAUGCAGGGAAGGACCACCUGCGGGCGGGCAAGCUCAACCUGGUUGACCUGGCGGGCAGUGAGCGUCAGACCAAGACGGGCGCCACAGGAGAUCGCCUCCGCGAGGCCACCAAGAUCAACCUGUCGCUGUCGGCGCUGGGCAACGUCAUCUCGGCACUGGUGGAUGGGCGCUCCAAGCAUGUGCCCUACCGCGACUCCAAGCUGACGCGGCUGCUGCAGGACUCGCUAGGCGGCAACACGCGUACGCUCAUGGUGGCCUGCCUCUCGCCAGCUGGCGACAACUACGAGGAGAGCCUGAGCACACUGCGCUAUGCCAAUCGAGCCAAGAGCAUCCAGAACCGCCCACGCAUCAACGAGGACCCCAAGGACGCCCUGCUGCGCGAGUAUCAGGAGGAGAUCAAGCAGCUGCGGGCACUGCUCUCAGGCCAGCUGGGCACUGCCAACCUGACAUCUUUGUUGGAGAGUCAGAUGUCAGAGAUUGAGGCUAGUCCCCGCUCCAGACCACAGUCUAGCUCUCUAGAGAGUGAGGCGGAGAAGGAGAAGAUCAAGCAGGAUUAUGAGGUGAAGCUGGCCAGGCUGCAGGCCGACUACAACGCGGAGCAGGAGUCCAAGGCCAAGCUGCAGGAGGCCAUGUCUGUGCUGCGGACGUCCUAUGAAACCAAGCUGUCUGGCCUGGUGGGGUCAAGAGCUUCCCGACCCAUUGCCACCAACAUCGGGAGCCAGCACUGUGCAACCCCUUUCAGGGAAGAGGAGGAGAUCCCUGGUCACGCUAUCCCCCAGGAGGCCACCACCGUAGAGAAAGACUUGGCUCCGGCACAGACAGGAGGCCAUGCGGUCAGCACACAGAGAGAACCUGAGCAUGAUGGGUCCUCAGAGCUCAGCCCCACACCCACCCCGACACCACUGGACCAGAGACACGUCCUCAAGAGGCUGCAGCAGCUGGAGCAAGAGUUUGUCGGUGGAGAGCAGUCACGAAACGAGGAGCUGAGGCAGCGGCGGCACCAGAGGAAGACUCUGGCCAACCAGAGGAAGAUGCAGCUAAUCGAGGCCCUCAACCAGAACAGCGAGGAGGGCGACAGCGUGCUGCUCAACGUCUACGACUCCAUCCAGGAGGAGCUGCACGCCAAGAGCAAGGUCCUGGAGAACAAGCAGGAGAAGCUGAAGGCUGCCAAACUGGAGAUCCGUGACCUGCAGUCAGAGUUUGAGCUGGAGCGCGAUGACUACCUGGCCACCAUCCGCCGUCUGGAGCGGGAGGGCCAGCUGCUGCAGGCCAUGCUGGAGCGCAUGGUGCCCCUGGUGCGCCGCGACUGCAACUACAGCAACCUUGAGCGCCUGCGCAAGGAGGCAGUGUGGGACGAGGAGAGCGCCACCUGGAGGCUGCCUGAGGUGCUGGUGCAGAAGACAGCCCUACCUGCAGCAGUGUCUCCCACAGCAGCAGCUCCAGCGGGCCGACUCCCAGGCCAGCGCAACUCCGGGUCAGACCUUGGAGAUCCUCCUUUUAUGGAGGAGGAGGAGGACCGCUAUAAGGAGAUGCUGAACCGCAGUGACAGUGAGAACAUCGCCAGCAACUACUUCAAGUCCAAGAGGGCCAGCCAGCUGCUGGCAGGAGAGCCUGUCAAGGCCAUGGCUCUCCACUCCCCUCCUCUGGGCAACGGCAGCUCUCACCUGACCUCCAGCGGCACCAGCCUGUCCCCCUUAUCCAGCGGCGAGUCCCUCAUGCCCCGGCCCUUCCGCCUGGAGGCACUGGGCAUCCCCCUGUCCAGCGGCAAGGCCAAGAGGAAGAAGAGCAAAGCGCACACACCCUCCCACGGCAUCUGAGGAAAAGAAAUACUGUGAUGGCGAUCAUGGUGAUGAUUAUUAGGAUCAUGACUCCACUCUGAACUUUCAGUAUUGACUUAGUUUGACCCUUGACCUGAUGAAAAGACGCCUUAGAUGAUGAAAUAUCUGUUGCACUGAGGAGACCCUGUUGCACUGAGUAGGGUGUAUACCAUACAGGUCAAUGUAAAAUAGUUUUUCAAAGCUUACCAUACAGUCAGUGCUACAUAUGCCACCCUGCCAUGAAAACAUUCAUUUUGCAGCUGUGUUUGUAGAUCUUUAUUUUGACAACUAUGAUAUAACUAAAGAUAAGAGUACCUUUAACUACCUGUGAUGUCCCCCAGCACUACCUUACAUAGCAUUCUGUUUUAGCACUUAGUUUUCAUCACAAAUGUUCCUGUCAAUAUUAUGUAAUGUUAUAUUUACAUUUCAUGUCUGCUCAGUGUAAUAGCCAUAAUAAAUUAUUUAAACUGCCUUUUUUUGUAUAUGUUUAAUUCUGUUUUAAUCAGUUAACAUACUCUGGCCCUAAUUAGACAUGUAUACAUCUAGCCUUAAACACCUUAGUGUUUU